Messenger RNA from Patiria miniata (bat star), 2899 nucleotides. Its product is annotated as acetylcholine receptor subunit beta-like. The transcript has 5 exons. Gene Ontology annotation, cellular component: neuron projection; membrane; synapse. The record is from RefSeq and is a predicted model, not a curated record. Gene Ontology annotation, biological process: signal transduction; chemical synaptic transmission; nervous system process. Gene Ontology annotation, molecular function: extracellular ligand-gated monoatomic ion channel activity; neurotransmitter receptor activity; transmembrane signaling receptor activity. The coding region runs from base 5 to 1288 and encodes 427 amino acids. Lineage: Eukaryota; Metazoa; Echinodermata; Asteroidea; Valvatida; Asterinidae.
AGAAAUGAACCGUGUAAUCUCCGUGCUUCUAGUGCUAGUCCAUGCCAUCGCUGCAGUGGGUGCCGUCCCGUGGAACGACGAGGCUCGUCUGGUCUCAGAUCUGUGGGCGAACGCCGGGUACGAUGCCGAGACCCGCCCAGUCCGAAACGCCUCCGAGACGGUGCAAGUCGCUCUGCGGGUGGAUGUCUUCUCCAUCCUUAAUAUUGAUUCCAAGGAACAAGUAAUUACAAUGGCUUCUGCAUUUAACAUGAAAUGGCAAGAUGACAGGUUGAAGUGGGACCCUGACGUCUACAACGGCCUGGAGUAUCUGUCAGUUGCGGCGGGCAAGACCUGGUAUCCCAAACUCAUUGUGAUGAACGCUCUGGAAGAGACGAGAUUGAUCACGGACGACACAGAGAUAUUUGUCACCAGUGAGGGCGUGCUUCACGUUAGAAAUAACCUCGGCUUCAAGACGCAAUGCCACCUCCAGCAGUCGUUGUUCCCCUUCGAUGUCCAGGAAUGCUGGUUCGUUGUCGGCACAGUUGGCGUCCCAAGCGGCGUCAUGAGGUUAGAUGCCUUCAAGGCCGAUAGACCUCGUGAGAGUAUCAUGGCAAUAUCCAGUUGGCGUCUUGAGGACCUCACGGUCCGAGGAAUACUGUCACCGACUUGCAUCGACGCAAUAUCGGAUGGUGAGGACUGCCACCGAUCCUCAGAGGCCAUGUUGAGCCUCACGCUGAGGCGCGAGCCCAAGUACCACGUGUACACGGUACUGGCCCCCUGCACGAUCUUCACGCUGCUCGCCUCAAUGAUCUUCUGGCUGCCCAACGAGUGCGGCGAGAAACUCUCCUUCGGCAUUUCCAUCUUCUUCGGUUUUGUUAUCUUUCAGCUGCUUGUUCAGGAUGAGUUGAGUGAUGCGGGAGGCGAGACACCUUCAGUCAUGAUUCGCUACGUGCUCUUCAACUUCGUACUUGCCGGUUUUGCAGUCAUGAUAUCUGCUGUAUCUAUUGCCCUCUACCACAGAAGUGAUGGCGGGGAAACCUCACAGGGUUUCCCCACACCUCGUGCACAAGUUGGCAGUGAGGGUCACCAACAAGCUACACUCACUCAAGACGGCGAAGGGGAUGCAGCACAACACGAGGAAACAACGCAGUCGAAGGCAAAGAAAUCCUGGAACUUGAAGAAAAUUGCGAAGUAUCUGGAUCGCGUCUCCUUUGUUGUAUUCUACAUCGCUUUCCUCACCUAUUUUUUGGCGAUAGUUGUUGAGGUUGUCCAGACCCCGGGCGAGACGCCAGAAGUUGCCACUUCGUGAGGUUACCGCUUCGUGAGGUUACCGGUACACAUCGGGGUGUUCGUGAUCGUGAAGUUUUACCGGUGUCGGUUUACAGAUUAUGUGCAUAGAAUUUGUCUGCACAUCCAUAAGAACCUGAAUAAAAGUCAAGUACUGCGUGUAUAUAAUCGUUUGCACUAAUGAAAAUCUGCAUGUCUUUUGAUUAGGAGAAAUUGUGAUACUUUUUUUUUAAUGGGGUUGACCUUUUGGAGAUUUGAACGCCUACGCCAUUUAACCGCCAUAUAACCGCAAUAUAUUGAAAGGUAAAAGUGGAAUUAACUUAAAAUACAACUACGCAAUAGUCUAAUAUCCUCACAUUAUUUGCAUUGUCAGUCGUUAUUGGGAGUUACUUUUAAUGCGUGGAUUUGGGUGUUAAGUUUUUUUCAUAUUGGUGUCUCGUUAACUAUAGAGGUCGUCUGUUAUAGAUAUUGUGCACUAUCUUGUUUGGUAAAUGGGCCUUCAGGCAUAUAUUACUGUACAAAAUUAUCCAUCGAUGUAAAUCCAAAAUUGCAGUCAGGCAAGAUGGCGUCGGUCAGUCACCCCCUCUGUACUUUCUUUGCCGGUGAGGGGGUACUUGUGAACGGAGCGGAUAACCACUUCAAGAACAACAGAUUUGUAAGAAUUUGUUUUAACUUCAUUGACAUGUAAACUGUUUAAUCAAAGAGUUUUUAUUUCUUUGUUUAAAAAAAAUCAAUGGAAAUAAAAUGUAUCUCAUAUAAAUUUUCUGUUUUGGUAUACAUUUAGACGACUCUACUUUUGAACAAUGGGAGUGGUCGAGAAUGGUUCCCUCCACACAUUCAAAUGGAAGGAUAGGGAACCAGUGCGUAUAGCUUCACCGUUAAGUAAAGCUCGUAAUGGCAAACACUAUCCAGGUUUUUACAAUGAGAUCAGUGGGAUGAUAGUGCAAUGAGUUCUUGUAUAGUAUAGAUACUCGUGAUGAUGUGGUUGAUAUUAUCAUUAAAAUAUGCACUUUUUUUCAUAAAGGACUGUGCACCGAAUAUAAUGCAUUCGCAGAUCAUAGGAUGUCAGCAAGACAUUAAAUAUUCAGAACUGUGACUGUUGUCCUUACUUUUAUCAGCAGCAUCAGUUUGGUAGGUUUUAGAGGUUUUUUUAAAGGUUUUAUUAGUGUAAACCAAUUUUAUGACCAAAUUUGCCGAGAAAUGAACACUCCUUUAAAACACCCACUCGCUGUUUGGAUCCGUGCAAUUCAAAUUUGUUCAACAGAUCAUCAGCAACUAAACCACUGACACACGAACAUUUCUAAUUCACCGUUGAAACAUGGAGCCGAGUUUUCACACAGGAAAUCAGACAUGUCUUAAUUUGGCAGAGUGCUCCGAUGGACGUAAAGACGGUUCGGCGAAUAAACGACGGCAUUAAGGCCAGCAACACAAAUGUAGGCCUACAUUAUCGUAUUAAAAUCGGUGCUAUCUGUGAUGCUGGCCGGUUCAUAAUUGCAGGCUACAUGAUAUGGCACUUUCAAUUAACGAGAUGUGGAGAGUGAGUGCUUUUCAGGCAUAAUGGAUCAUUUGCAUUAAUCCUAAAAGUAAUCUACCGAAUUCAAGCUGACUUGGAUUAAAGAUUGUACUGGUACUA